Messenger RNA from Exophiala spinifera, 2583 nucleotides. RefSeq lists its product as uncharacterized. The record is from RefSeq and is a predicted model, not a curated record. The transcript is spliced from 2 exons. The coding region runs from base 1 to 2583 and encodes 860 amino acids. NCBI's taxonomy places the organism in Eukaryota, Fungi, Ascomycota, Eurotiomycetes, Chaetothyriales, Herpotrichiellaceae.
AUGGCACCGUCAUCACGACGUGUAUCGCAAGCACCAGCACCUAAUGUCAAUCUCUUCUGCUCUCAGUGCGACACCCAGAUUGGGGUGUUUGUGAAUGAGUGGAUCCGCCUUACCUCUUCUUAUGUCCAUCCCGCGCACCCAGGCAAGCAUUUUGGGACAGAGAUUGGAAACAAGACACAGGUCGUGCCAGAUGGCGUCUUUCAGAAAGCAGUCCAAGGAUGCACUUUGGCUGAGGUCUUUUGCAAGAAAUGUUCGGCUGCGCUAGGUCAGUUUUGUAAGGCUGCGCCGACACCACAGCAGCGGCGAUUGCAGGACGAGUACUUUUACAAGUUAUCAAAGACCUAUUUGAAGGACAAUGAAACGAAUACCAUCGUCGAUGCCGUCUUUGGCUAUUCGGGAGACAUUGUCCAACCCAGAAGCGUCAGGCCUACCAAUCCCCCUCGAUCCGGCGUGCCUCCCCUUCCUCGAGGGUCGCAAACUCCAAUGCAACGCUCCCCAGAAUCGAGUUUGUCCGCCUUGCAGUACUCGGAGUCGCAAGUGCAGCCCUACCACCCCUCGCCACUCAACAAUGCUUCCUACCUGGGCACACCCACUCCGAACGACAUGGAAGAUCGAACGACUUUAGAGGCCAGGAUGAGGGCCCAAGAUGAGAAGAUCGCAGUCCAAGAUCAGAAGAUUCAACAGCAGGAUACACAGGUUAGACUGAUGGCAACGCUUCUGGAGACUCUCCGAGGCACUUUGGACGAUCUCAGGACCACAAUGCGUGAGAUGCAAUCGCGCGAUGCGAUCAUGCGUAAUGAGAAAGCAUAUCCCAAUGGACCCGACAACAUCCCAAAUUUACCUUUUCAAGAUACGAGGAACGCCUCAUCAAAUGAGAUCGAUAUCGAUCGGCUUCGGGCUGAGAACGCUGCCAUCAAGGCGAGGCUUGAAGGGCUCGAGACGGCUAGAGAUCGUCCUUGGAAAGACAGCGACAUCACCACCGUGCUAGGCAAACGCAAAAGACGCAGCAGUGUAACGAAAUCACGAGCCCCAACUAACUCGGACAGCACAGAUCGAUAUGCCGAUCCAUCUUGCCGACAAGAGUCCUCUUUCAUUCAGAUGCCAACUCCCCAGUCCAGCAACUCUGUCGAAAACCAUUCGAUUGAUGAAUCGAGUGUCUCACGGAGUUCUAGUCCCUUCGAGGGGUUAUCUGAAGUGGCUUUACAAAGAGCUUCACAGGCGAGUGAAGAGCUUGGGUCGAUCGCGCAACAUGCUUGUGCCCCUCCGGCGCAGGAUGGGAGAUCCCAGGUCGAAAAGCGUUCUGAUUUCUCCGACCAAUCUAUUGUUGACCCUGAGAGUAACGUUCCUCCAAGAAAUGUGACUCGCUCUAUCCGCGCAGCGGAAACAUCAGACGCAGCUGCAUCUCCAACGGUCCAUGCUUUGCAUGAGUCUCACAGGAAACUCUCUGGACUUCAAGAUAUCGGCCCAAGUGUGCAUGUCAACCCGGAAAAUUCGGCAUCUUGCCCACAAAGCACUGAUAUUGUUAUCGGCGACCUCGAGACAUCGACCACACAACAGCCAGGAGCAGACAAUGUCGAAUUCAGUGAUGAAGACAACGAAGGAGCGAUCGAAUUGCAGAAUCCCAAGAGUUCAACUGCGCAAGACACUCAAAAUCGGGUUGGAUCUGUCAUUGAUACGAAAGCCAGAGCAAAUCAGGAUGCACAGAUCUCCCAGGCAGAUCCCUCCGAGGAUGCUUCAGAAGUGCAACAAGAGCAGCAGGUGCAACCUCGGACCACAAGAUCGACGGCAAGCAGACAAGUUGCAGACCCUACUCCUGAAGCUGUUACACCAGAUGGCUCAGAAUUGAAAAAGCGACCAGGUAGUAGAAGGACUUCAAGAAAAUCCACUGAAAGAUUCGCUGAAGGCCGGAGUGUUGCUCCUGAACCUGCAAUACCUAAAGUCGUACGCCGUCGUUUACCCCCCGAGCCAUUUGAUGUUACGACCCCAACAUCUUAUGACGAAGAACUGUCUAGAAAGAGGGCCAAAUUGCCUAAACCCAAAGUCCAAUACACGACUAAACUGUUAAACAUUGAGCUUAAAGAACUUGGGCUUGACGAGUGGAUCGAUAAGGAUAGGAAAAAUCCGGAAUAUCGCGCUGCCGUCGCUGAGGCAAGGAAACGCCAGCGAGAACUCAACAAAGCGGCCAAAUUGAUGAGCUAUGGACUUGGUGAGAAUGGCGAACCUCUACCUACACCUUCCAAUCCGGGAUGGCAGCGCUCGUUAUCUCUUGAUGAAGCCUUCAAAGAAGCCACAGAUGCGUUGGUGGUCAGUGGCACCCCUGGGCUGAAGAGUGGAAUCAGGGAUGAGCAGCCUCUCCAAGUCGGCGUGCCCCAUCCUCAAGCCGACCCCUAUGGAUCGGCUAGGUCCCAAAACCAUAUGGUCGAGAUUUUGCCAGUGGCCAACUAUGUAGGCAAUCGCCCUACUCCAGCUAUACAGCAGAACUCGUCAGUACCUGAUGUGGUCGUCCCGAAUACCGCGAGAAGGCAGCGAGAAGAGGAGAUUCGAAGACGCGACCAAAUUGCCAAGGCAGCCAUGGAGAUGUGA